AUUUUUCUUGAAAUGAAUUUUGAAAAACAAUUGCAAAUCAAUAAUUUUAAAAUACUGAGUUUAGUUUUCGAGGACAUCGAGUUUAGUUAAAUAAAUAACCUUGCUAUAUAAAUAUGUCGAAAGUUAAAGAACGCAUGUUUAGCAUGCAAUAUUUGGAACACAAAAAUUUUCCAGUUUUUAAACAACCACAAAUACGUGGAUAUUUUAGUGUUGAUAAAGAUAGAAAAAUAAAAUUUGAUGCAUCAAAUUUACGAUAUUAUUACGAAGGCACACGUUUACCUAAAAAUAAAAAGAUAUCUCUUAAUUUGGAUGCAAACGUAGAUCAAGCGAUUAAGAAAGAUGAGUUUUUAAAAGAGAUUGAACAAAUAAAUCAUAUGUUAUAUUAUUUAAAACAUAAUACCGAAUUUCAUCGAAGUACAAAUUUGGAUGAUAAGAAAUUUUUCUCAUUUGAUUUCAUUGCAUUUCGUGGUCUUUUAACUUUAAUUUUGUGCACGCCAUAUGAAAGAAAUGAAGGAUGGGCAAUUAAUGCUUCGUAUUUUAAGGGCAAUAUCUAUUUAUGUGAUACUAUUACGGAUCAAAAGCGGCAAAAUAUUUUAAAUGCUAAUGAUAAAAUGAAAAGAUGUUCGUCGUGGGGCUAUAAAUUUGAACAGUAUUUACUUACAAGCGACCCAAAAAUUUCACCCGAUGCUUCAAAACCAGUUGAUGAGAAUGAAGAAUUUUGUUGUAUUUUUGAAACAAAAAUAAAUAACGUACAAUUAUUAUAUGGAGCUGAAAUGGAUGGUAUAUUAAGCGAUAAAAAAAUUGAUGUAAAUAAUCCAAAUGACUUAAAUAAUGUAAAAUUUGUCGAAUUAAAAACAAAUCGAGUAAUUGACAAUAAGCGACAGUAUCAAAAUCAUCUACGUUAUAAAUAUAUUAAGUGGUGGUGUCAAAGUUUUCUGGUUGGAAUUAACGAUAUUCUUGUUGGAUUUCGAAACGAUCAAGGAAAAGUUUUGACUUUGGAUAAUUUAGAAGUGAAUGUUAUACCAAAAAAAGUUAUGGGUCAAUGGAGUCCUAGUGUUUGUAUGAACUUUUUAAAAGAAAUGUUAGACUUUAUUAGUUUUGUGAUAAAAAAUGAUGAGAACUUAAAAGAAGAUGAUCCAGAUACAGUUUGGCAAUUUGUUUGGAAACCACCUGCAUUAAAUGUAGAGGUCAAAAAAUAUUGUGGACGAUCGAAAGAAACUUUCCUUCCGGAAUGGUUUGUUAAUCAUGUACGAACUUUUGAAAAAAGAUAUAAGGCUGAAGGUGUAUCAUAACUAUGAAAUAAAAUAUGGAUUUUUUUAAAUGAAAAUGAAUAUGAUUGACUUAUUUUGAUUUAACGAGUUGAAAAGGUUUCAAUGGAUCUCAAGUUUAUUUGAACGUAAGAUCAUGUAUUUUAAAAUAUUACGCCUUCGAACUUUUGAAUUUUGGAGCUGAUAUCUCGAUAUCAGUGCUAUCAUUUUUGAUGGAUUAAAAUUAGUCUACAAAAAAUUGU
Messenger RNA from Chrysoperla carnea, 1510 nucleotides. Its product is annotated as decapping and exoribonuclease protein-like. Lineage: Eukaryota; Metazoa; Arthropoda; Insecta; Neuroptera; Chrysopidae. Gene Ontology annotation, cellular component: nucleus; cytosol. The coding region runs from base 114 to 1292 and encodes 392 amino acids. Gene Ontology annotation, molecular function: mRNA 5'-diphosphatase activity. The record is from RefSeq and is a predicted model, not a curated record. The transcript has 4 exons. Gene Ontology annotation, biological process: NAD-cap decapping; nuclear-transcribed mRNA catabolic process.